AUGUUAUUCAAAGCGACUCCAGAGUUUGCAAUCGCUUUUACUAAACUGACGUCGAUUCUUGGCAGCUCUUGGCCGCACUACAAGAAUGCAACCAAGUUUCAGUUUAUUGUUUUUAAUAUAAAAUGGUGGUUUUUUUGGUUCAUAUCAAUAACUACGUUUUUAAUCAUGUGUUAUACAGCUUACAAUAACACGAAAAAUAUAUUAAAUUUCACAAAGAUAUUGUGUGAUGCUGCUAAUUGUAGCCAAGCUUUUAUAAAAAUGUUGUUGUGUAAAAUACAUUAUCGUAAACUUCAGUUCCUUUUCUAUGAAAUGGAAAAAUAUGUUGAGCAGGCACGCGCUCAUGAAAGAGAAUUGUUCAUCAGUUAUAUUAAAAGGUGUGGAAGAUUACAUGUUUCGAUAAUGAUAUCAGCAGUGAUUACAGCUGUUAUAAUAAUUAUGGCACCUAUUGGAAUGCCCCAGCAGUUUCCGAAUGUUGCUGAAUAUCCUUUUCCGGUGGACGGACGUCCUACAUUUGAGAUUAUUUACUUGCAUCAAAGCAUCGCGACGAUUCAUUGCAUAUCUAUACCAGUUUUCGAUUGCCAAAUCGCUCUGCUACUUUGGUACGCUGGUGCAAGACUUGAAUUGUUGGGUGACGAGUUUCAAAAAGUCACCGAUAACCAGCAAUUCAUUGCUUGUGUUAAGAAACAUCAGUAUUUAUUAUGGUUCAUUCAGGAAAUAAUAAUGAGUAGUCGUUAUAUUCUUGCAACGACGGUCGUCAUGUGCACGAUAGCUGUCAUUACUAGUGGGGUUCAUAUCGUAGGGAAUGAACCUGUUGCUGACAAAGUGCCAUUCGUUAUUAUAUCGAUGGGCUUGUCAGUAGUGUUGUAUCUUUGUGCCUGGCCUUCUGAGCAUCUUGCACAAAUGUGUGAAAAUAUUGGAAAAGCGUUGUACCAAUCAUCUUGGAUCAAAACGACGAAGGAAUUGAAUAAAAGUAUCUUUAUCGUGAUACAGAGAUCACAAAAACCAGCGACUAUUGAAGUGGCUGGUAUUUUACCCAUGCUCUCGUUACCUUACUACGCAGCGUUUCUAUCGAAAAUUUUUUCGUACUUCACGACUCUGCGUGUUGUGUUGGACAAAAUAGAGGACUGA
Molecule: messenger RNA, 1128 nt
Organism: Microplitis demolitor
Lineage: Eukaryota; Metazoa; Arthropoda; Insecta; Hymenoptera; Braconidae
Product: odorant receptor 30a-like
Exons: 6
Coding region: 1-1128 (375 amino acids)
Biological process (GO): detection of chemical stimulus involved in sensory perception of smell; sensory perception of smell
Cellular component (GO): plasma membrane
Molecular function (GO): olfactory receptor activity; odorant binding
Source: RefSeq, a predicted model, not a curated record